Messenger RNA from Clarias gariepinus (North African catfish), 741 nucleotides. Its product is annotated as E3 ubiquitin-protein ligase TRIM39-like. The record is from RefSeq and is a predicted model, not a curated record. The annotation marks the transcript as partial. Gene Ontology annotation, molecular function: protein binding. The transcript is spliced from 2 exons. NCBI's taxonomy places the organism in Eukaryota, Metazoa, Chordata, Actinopteri, Siluriformes, Clariidae.
UGUACUUUACUGUUAUUUAUUAUUUUUCUAACAGAUUUAGACCAAGUGAAACAAUACAAAGUGAACAUCAGCAUCGACCCAGAGGAAACUCCAGAGUCUCUAAUAUACGAGGGAAAGGAAGUGAAGAUACAUCCUGCGUACGCUCACUCGGGCUGGGGCAAUCCUAAUGAUAAGAUCUUCACUCUGUGUAAAGAGAGGUUUCAGGCUGGUAAACAUUACUGGGAGGUGAAACUGGGAGAGUCACAGAAAACACUAAAACACUCCUGGUUUGUUGGUGUAGCGAGUGAUGAAGCUGAGAAAGAGUACAGCGUCGAGUUUACACCACAGGAUGGGUUCUGGGUUCUCUGUUAUGAAGGAGGAGAUAAAGGAGUUUAUAUCAGAGAUCAAACAGAACUGAUUUCACUCCCAGACGUUAAUAAAGAGCUGACAGCAGUGGGAGUGUUUUUAGACUGUGAUACACACACACUGUCAUUUUAUAAUAUUAAUACACACUCACACAUCUACACUUUCACUAAUGUGGACGUCAGAACAUCACUGCGUCCUCUGAUCAGCCCUGGAGUCAGAGACGUUCAUCCUGUAUGGAUUAUUUAGGAGAAUAAAGACAUCUGUAAUAUGAUGAUGUGUGAGUUUAUAAUGUAUUUAUAUAAAGUGUGUAUACAUACUGUACAUAACACACUCAUUACAUUUUCCAUCUCUGUUUACUGAAGUGUUUCCUCACAGCUGUAAACACACACCUUUACU